Oreochromis niloticus (Nile tilapia) is the source of this 1229-nucleotide messenger RNA. RefSeq names its product liver-enriched gene 1, tandem duplicate 1 (gene leg1.1). The record is from RefSeq and is a predicted model, not a curated record. Lineage: Eukaryota; Metazoa; Chordata; Actinopteri; Cichliformes; Cichlidae. The transcript is spliced from 8 exons. Bases 70 to 1140 code for a protein of 356 amino acids.
AAGGAAAACUCUCAGUCCAGAGUAGCUGCUCUUGACUCUGUCCUUCUCUGCAGACCCAACACCACAGUCAUGCUGCGUUUGCUGGUCCUUGGCCUCGUCCUGGCAUGUGCAGUGUCUCUCAGCAGCUCUGCAGUAAUUCUAGAAAAUGGCGCUCCCAUCCUUUGGGCACAAACGGCCAGCCAAGUGACUGAGUUGCCAAUGCAUGAUGGGAUUCUGCUUCCAGACCCCUGGAACUACCUUCACCGCAUGAGUUUAUACCGGCUGAUGAUAGCUGCUACAGACCCCUUCAUGGGAUCCAUGGGGACAAAUGCUACUGACAGUCCGCUGUGGGGACUGCCACUGCAGCUCGGAUGGAUGUUAACUUCAGGGCGUCUCGCUGAUCCAACAGGUGCAACAACUUGUGGCCUGGAAGCAGAGCCUUUGUGCAUUUCUACCCAGAGUUGGUGGGCCUGUGUGAACUAUUUUGCAUCUGUACUUCCCUUUCUGUCUGCCGCACAACAGGGCUUCAUGGGAGCAGGAGCUCAGGUCCAGAUGCAGGUGCCUGCAGGAGUACAGGACUAUUGUACAACUUAUGCUGACUGUAAAGCUAAAUACCCUGAUGCCAUGUCUAAGUGGGAUGCUUUUUUUCAGGGUCUGAAGACUACUAGUGAAUCUCUUCUGCCUGAUGAUGUGAAGAAAGACACUAUCCUCGGUGUCUAUUGGGACGCCCAAAUGGCUUCAACCUAUGCCUCUGCAGCAUGUAAUGCCAGGCAGAGCCACUAUUCCUCUGUAGAAGUGUCAUUUGCUCAGAGCUGGCUGAACUCAGCAGAAUAUGUAGCAGCAGCUCGAUUCCAGGCCAACAUGGAAAAAGCACUGCUUUUCCUAUCCCCUCUGCCAAGUCGGAUUUUACAGGAGGGCGACAGCGCACCUAACAUUGUUGGUCUGACUGCGGAGGAGAACCACACACUGUAUAUCUUCAGCUGGAUGAAGACUAUCGACAGUCUGCUUGGUGGGACAUUGCUGCGUCUGUGGAAAGGUGCCAUGUGUUCAGUAAACACAAGGCAAAAAGGUGCGCAGGUGCUGGAGCAGCUCCUCCUGAAUCCCAGCUUUGCUACAAGCACUUUCCUGUCCAUCAUCACUGAGAUGACUACCAGCUGCUGAGUCAAACACAUAAGAUAAAUACAUCACGGUAUUCAUUUUUUCUCCUGAAAAAUGACAUUUUUGUCCAUUAAACAAAGUUGUUCAAGUAA